This is a messenger RNA of Vollenhovia emeryi, 1614 nucleotides long. RefSeq lists its product as uncharacterized. The transcript is spliced from 7 exons. The coding region runs from base 42 to 1295 and encodes 417 amino acids. The record is from RefSeq and is a predicted model, not a curated record. NCBI's taxonomy places the organism in Eukaryota, Metazoa, Arthropoda, Insecta, Hymenoptera, Formicidae.
AUCUUCUUCACUUCUCAGAGGAGGCUUUUCAAAUACGACCAAUGUGUGAAGACGAGGAUAAUUUUCGCGCGAUUGAAAUGCCUCCUGCGGAUCCUAUGAUAGAAAUGCCUCUCUCGGGUUCAAACAUUCUUAACGUGCCGUUGGAAAAAGACUUGCACGUUUUGUCUGACAUGGUGUCUGAUGAGAGAUUGAAUAUGGCUAUGAAGGAUGCAACAUGCCUGGAUUUUGGCUACUUGGAUAAGGACUUACACUUUAUGCUUAUGUGUGAUGAAGAUGUCUCAUUAGACCUGGAGAGACUACAUAUCAACGCGGAAGAAGACAUCCUGGAGAGGACAAGUAACGUCACUAUUACAGAAGAGAUUGAAGAACAACAGUUAUCUCAGGAAAUCCAUAGUCCAAUGCUCGUGGAUAUAUUCAGUAAUCUCACAGAGAGACUGCCUUUAACUCCACAGAAACGAGCUACAAAGGAACCACGUGAAACACAAGUGGAAACACCUACGAAGAGAAGACGUUUAUCCUUUGAAGGUGCAACGAUGACCGAACCUCCUGGUCCUGUAGAGGAUGUGACACGGCAAGCGGACAUCGAAUUGGAAUCUGUACACUCGAGCUACUUCGUGGUUCAUCCUGCGGAUGUGAGUACACUCAAGAGGACAGAUAUUGCAAUUGCCGAACCUAUAGACAGCACUACAAACAUUCUACCAGAUGCAAUUCACGAAAUGGAUGUGGACGUGCCAAUGGUACCGGAGGUGGUACAUGAUAUGAUUACUCUAGAAGGCACUGGCAUCGGGCCUAGACCGCAUCAGGAAAACUCAAAUAUAGCUGACACUAGUGAAAGCUUCGAGGAUAUCGAAAAAUAUUUAUUAAAAAAACAGCAACCUGUUUUACAAGUACAACACAUUCCAGCAUCUCCGGCCAUCUCUCGCGGUUCCUCGCAGCCUCAACUGACGAGUCAAGAGUUGUAUGCUCUAUUACAAGUUUCAUGGUGUGACAAAGAAUUCGUCAAAUUCGGAAAUCUUAUUCCAAACGAGACGUACACAAAAAGGGAUGCUGCUACUGCCUUCGGGAUACUUCUUGGUGUAAAAAAAUGCUUCCUUACAAAGCGUACAAAAACCUUUAAAAUUACGGUUAUUUUAUCCAUUUUUACAAAUAUCAAAAAGUAUGCAUUUUUUAAUAGAAAGUACCGAAAUAAAAGUUGUAGAGAUUUAAAUUAUCUUUUAUAUGAAAUCAAAAUGAUUGUAGUAUGUUUCAUAGGUUUUGUGCCCCUUCAACUUCAAUACACUUUCGACUUAAAUUAAACGGGGAGGAAAUCCGUAAAGCGACGAGAUCGCUCACUACUCGAUGUCGAAAGUGUAUUGAAGCCGGAGAGGCACAUUUUGAGAACAAUUAGUUUUUCACGUUUUUGUUUAUUUUCUACUACUACUUCUACUAAACUCAUGUUACAUAAAUUUUGAAAACCUGAGAAAUCUAUACGAUAUAACGAUUCACUUAUUCACAUUUCUGGUUAUAAAAAUUUCCCCCUUUAUCUCCCUUGUUCUAAUUUUCUAGGAGAAUUUCUGCACAUAUCGACAGUAAUGAAAUUAGAACCUUGUAUUUAAAAUAAUAGGUAGAAUAUGA